AUGACAAAUAUGCGAAGGCUACCGGCUAGAGGACGGGGCCGGCCAAAGAAAUUAGUCCGCCAUCGCAAAGAACAUCCAGUGCGCCUGGCAACACUUAACGUUGGGACGCUUAGUGGCAGAAGUCGUGCACUGGCAGACAGUCUCAGAAAACGCGGUGUUGACAUAUGUUGUGUACAGGAGACUCGCUGGAAAGGCUCCAAGUCAAGGCGCUUAAGCGAUGGCUACAAGCUCAUCUACCACCGCACGUCAAAUCGCAAUGGCUUUGGUGUCACAUUGAACGAGACGUUCGGAAACAGCGUCACAUCGACAAUGGACAGUGGAUCGGCAAUCGAAUCGCCUACUGUGGCUCUAAAAGUAGACACAGGAGAAGUGGAAUUGCGAGUCUUCUCUGCUUACGCGCCACAGGUGGGCUGUGGUGAAGAAGAAAAGGCGUUCUUUUGGGAAGAUCUGGAACAGCAUGUCCAAGCCUGGGAAGCGAAGAAGUACUUCUAA
Messenger RNA from Necator americanus (New World hookworm), 492 nucleotides. RefSeq lists its product as uncharacterized. NCBI's taxonomy places the organism in Eukaryota, Metazoa, Nematoda, Chromadorea, Rhabditida, Ancylostomatidae. Gene Ontology annotation, molecular function: double-stranded DNA 3'-5' DNA exonuclease activity. Gene Ontology annotation, biological process: DNA repair. The record is from RefSeq and is a predicted model, not a curated record. The transcript has a single exon. Bases 1 to 492 code for a protein of 163 amino acids.